Cyprinodon variegatus (sheepshead minnow) is the source of this 1065-nucleotide messenger RNA. RefSeq lists its product as uncharacterized. NCBI's taxonomy places the organism in Eukaryota, Metazoa, Chordata, Actinopteri, Cyprinodontiformes, Cyprinodontidae. Bases 214 to 1065 code for a protein of 283 amino acids. Gene Ontology annotation, cellular component: cytoplasm. The transcript is spliced from 8 exons. Gene Ontology annotation, biological process: programmed cell death. The record is from RefSeq and is a predicted model, not a curated record.
CUAAGCCUCAUCCUCCAUUUUCUGCUAAAUAAUUGCAUGGACUUAUCCAUGUAACGUCACAGAAUAUGAGACGUAUUCAUACCUAACCUGCCAUACACGUGAAGUAUAAAUACACACCCAGCUGGAGCUGCAGAGCAUGAAAGGCUGCAGAGAGGCAACAAGUUGCAACGUGAACCGAGGAGCGUCCUUCUGCUGCAGCAACAGACGGAGACCAUGUUCGCUGCUGAAACCAAAGCAUUGGUGAAAAACACCGGAGCGGAAGAUGAUCUAAUUGCUAACUGUAAUUUAAAUAAAAAGAUGGAAAUUCUGACUCUGGUUCGGAUCAGAAAGGGAAGCAUCUUUCAGUACCCCAAAUACAAGCCCCUGAACAUCACUCUACCUGAGCUGAUGAAGGAGCAGGACUUUUCUCCAGAUUUUGAGGAGAAAGUCUUGGUGGACGACUUUAAGACUUGGGUCGAAACCAGCGGCGGCAGCAAACUGGAUGGAGGACAUGAAGCUGUUGGUAAUGCGGAAAUGUCUGGGAACUAUGACUCUGUGGAUGGUCUGGCUGAGCCGGUCAGCAUCAAGAAAAAGAAAGUCCACCUUCCAGAUGUGAGGAGCAGGUUUAGCGGCAGGAUGAUAAAAGGAGACAUGCUGAAGCUGCUCAAACUAAAGGAAAAGGACAAACUGGCCGUUGUUUAUGAGACUGUUUACAACAGCGGAGCUGUGACCAUAAUCAGCAAAAGGAAAAAAGACGGAUGCAUCUCAGCUUCUUUCAAUAAAAUGGCCAAUCUGUUCUUUAAGGGCGACUCGAAGCAGGACACCAGCUUUACUGUACCAGAAAAUUGCACCUUUGCUUUCAGCCUGGUGGAGCUCCUCCUGGAGGAUGGGAAGAUCGAAAUCUCACUAGAAAGCUGGACUCAUGCACGAAGAGGGGGUGCUGUAGCUCCCCCAGUACCCCCUGUUCCUGUGCGGCCAACUGUUGCCAUAGACUGUCGCUAUCGGACAGUGGCGACUAAUACCAAAGAUGGCGCAGGCACCAUGCAGUGGACCAACAGAGGAGUGAUUAUCUGUCCGAACGUCUGA